Messenger RNA from Boleophthalmus pectinirostris (great blue-spotted mudskipper), 1351 nucleotides. It is a transcript of the gene tpi1b, whose product is annotated as triosephosphate isomerase 1b. Bases 114 to 857 code for a protein of 247 amino acids. The record is from RefSeq and is a predicted model, not a curated record. Gene Ontology annotation, cellular component: cytosol. Gene Ontology annotation, molecular function: triose-phosphate isomerase activity. Gene Ontology annotation, biological process: glyceraldehyde-3-phosphate biosynthetic process; glycolytic process; glycerol catabolic process. NCBI's taxonomy places the organism in Eukaryota, Metazoa, Chordata, Actinopteri, Gobiiformes, Gobiidae. The transcript has 7 exons.
GCCGCUGUCUGUCGCUCGCUCUCUCGCCCCAGACAAGAAGGACCCUGGUGGUGGUUUUUGAAGGUUACGACUUUAUUUCUAAGCAAAUUAAAAACUACCCGCGCACCGCAAUCAUGACCAGAAAAUUCUUCGUCGGAGGAAACUGGAAGAUGAACGGCGACAAGAAAAGCCUUGGGGACCUCAUUCAGACUAUGAACGGAGCCAGUGUGGACCCCAAUGUCGAGGUCGUGUGCGGUGCUCCUUCAAUCUACCUGGACUUUGUCAGGUCUAAGCUCGAUGCCAAAUUCGGUGUUGCUGCUCAAAACUGCUACAAGGUUCCCAAGGGUGCCUUCACUGGGGAGAUCAGCCCUGCGAUGAUCAAGGACUGUGGGAUCAACUGGGUGAUCCUGGGACACUCCGAGAGACGCCAUGUGUUUGGAGAGAGCGAUGAGCUGAUUGGUCAGAAGACGGCCCAUGCUCUGGAGAGUGGACUGGGGGUCAUCGCCUGCAUCGGGGAGAAGCUGGACGAGAGGGAGGGGGGCAUCACCGAGCAGGUUGUGUUUGCCCAGACCAAAGUCAUCGCAGACAAUGUAAAAGACUGGAGCAAAGUGGUGCUUGCUUACGAGCCAGUGUGGGCCAUUGGCACAGGAAAGACCGCCUCCCCACAGCAGGCUCAGGAAGUUCACGAGAAACUGAGGGGAUGGCUCAAGGCCAACGUGUCCGAGGCAGUGGCCAACUCUGUGAGGAUCAUCUAUGGAGGUUCUGUGACUGGAGGCACCUGCAAAGAGCUGGCGUCGCAGAAGGAUGUGGACGGUUUCCUGGUGGGCGGAGCCUCUCUGAAGCCAGAGUUCAUCGACAUCAUUAACGCAAAGGCAUAAAAAAACGGUUAUAAUAAUGUUGGAGGUUUGGAUGCGUUUAGAUUGUUCAGCUCAUAUUCAGCACUUCCCUUUUUAUUGAGAUUUGUGCAAUGUUGUCAUUCCCUGCUUUACCUGUACUUUGCUCUUUUUGUUAAUAAAAGGGAUAGAUUGGCACAUUUCACUGCACUGAGUUAAGUCCUGAGGUCUAGAGUCUGUGCUAAUAACUUCCACAGCGAGUGCUAAAGCUGCAGACUGCUUACACUUACGGACCAGCAGUCCACAACUUUACUUGAACAAGUUUACAAAGUAUUGUGUAAACAGUGUCUGAGCUCUUGUCAAUCUGAUAUUUGUGUUUUUACUGUAGGUGUCUCUGUAACAUUAUGAUGUUCUGUGCUUCAUGCUGUAGAUGACAUGACCCUGGCUCUUUAGGUCUGCACAUCUCAUGUUGGAUUUAUUUGACUGUAUUUGACAUGAGGCUCAACUCAAACAUUAUAAUAAACUGAGACUGUCAGUGA